GUGUGUUCACCAACAGAAAAUGGAGUGCAAAGAAAUGACAUUUAAUUCUGUGGAAGAGUUCUUUCUGUGGAAGGAACAGAUGGAAGCUGAAGAGAAGGUUUCCUUCAUAAGACCAAGGGGAAAACAGAAAUGUGAUUAUUUUGUUUGCCACCGUUCUGGAUAUGUUGACAAAACAGCUUCAGGCAGAAGGUUAAGGGAACCUUCAAUCAAAAUUGGCGGCACGUGCCCUGCCUGUUUGGUAAUAAAAAAGGUGUCAUCUAACAUGGUUAAUGUCAAGUUCUACAGGACACAGUCUCUCUGUGGGUAGCCUACAUCUGACCACAGCUGACAGGGCAAUGGUUGCUGAAUUAAUUGCACAAGGUGUUCCUGAUACUACAAUUUUGAAGAAAGUGAGAGAGAGCAUUCAAGUUGGACUCUUCAGAAGAGUUCAUCUUUUAAGCAAACAAGAUAUUAGAAAUAUUAGGAAAGAAUACAAGUUGGACGAUAGUAGUGCACACCAAGAUGAUGCAACCAGUGUUGAUCUGUGGGUGAGACAACAAGAGCGCCUAGGGAAAGAUUCCCCGGUGAUUUAUUACAAAGCCCAAGGCACUGAGGAUAAUGGAAACAAAUUAUCAGAAAGUGACUUUAUGAUAGUCCUUAUGACUAUCAGCAGAAAAUGGCAAAAAAAUUCUGUGCGGAAAAAGUUUUGAUAGACAGCACACAUGGCACUAAUAAGUAUAAAUUUUAUCUGACCACACUGUUGACCGUGGAUGAAUUUGGUGCUAGAUGUCCAGUUUCUUAUUGCCUCAGUACAUAUACUGACACAAGGUCCAUGCAAGUUUUCUUUGAGCAGAUUAAAAAAUGUAUUGGAAACAUCAAAACAAAGGUAUUCAUGUCUGAUGACUGUGACUGCUACUACAGUGCCUGGAGUGUAGUUAUGGGCCAUAGUGAACAUAGGUUGUUAUGUACCUGGCACGUUGAUCGGGCAUGGAGACGGAAUAUAUGUGCAAAAGUAAAUGGGAAUGCAAUGCUGAAGAGUACUGUAUACAAAGCUCUGAAAACUUUGCACUUACAGACAGAUAGAGAGAAAUUCUCAGAGCUGCUGGAUGGCUUUCUUACUUGGUGUGCAGAGGAGGAAGGAACUGAGGAGUUUGGCAAGUACUUUAAAGAUAGAUAUUCAUGGAGGGCGCAUAUGUGGGCAUACAGCUACAGAAUUGGACUUGGCCUUAAUACAAAUAUGUUCUUAGAAGCAAACCAUAAAACUCUUAAAUACUCAUACUUACUGAAGAAAAUAAAUAACAGAGUAGAUAAAUGUAUCCAGGCCCUGUUGCACAGAACGAGGGACUCACUUUUUCAAAGAUUAAUAAGGCUUUGUAAGGGGACAGAGAGAACUACACGCAGUGCUGAAAUAAGUAAGAGUCACAGAAGAGGUUGUGGUAUCAAUAAGGAACUGAUACACUGCGUUGAAGAUGGCACAUGGCAUGUAUACACCGUUUCUGAUUGGCCCCCAUAUACUGUCACCUAUACAGAGAACUAUUGCACUGCAUGCUCAUUGUCCUGUACUGAGUGCAAGAUCUGUGUGCACAGUUGUGUGUGUUCUUGCACAGACAAUUUGAUCAAGGGUAACCUCUGUGAACACAUUCAUGCAGUGGAAAUCAGCAAAGGAACUGUAAAGCUCCCUAUGCAAGACAGGUUCUGCAGAGAGUCAUCUGUGCAGGAGUUGACACAAAUAGUUGCUCAGCAGACUUCAGGUGCUGGCAGCACUGUUGACUACCGAGCUGCUUUGGAAGACAGGCUGACUAUUGUGCAACAAUUAGCAAGAAGUGCUAACAGUGAAGCUGCUGGCUCUCUCCUUGUGUCAUUUGAUAAAUUAAUUAAAGAAAUGAGGGCAGGUAUUGCAUCGCAAAAAGAACUCGUUGGUCCACAUUUUCCAGUAACUUCAGCUCCACCAAAUGAGACAUGCAGGAUUCAGAGACAGUUCCAAUCAGUAAGGAAGACAUGUGAAAAGAAGGAACAUUCAUUUGCAACACCAUCCUGUGCAGAAAUUGAGACCAUUAUACAAGACCUCUUGGGAAGGGGAAACAGUAGCUGAGACCAUGUAUAUGCAAAAGACAAGUAAGGAAACCAUCCAGUAGCUCUGAGAUUUUUUUUUUUUUUUUUUUUUUUUUUUUGUGCGCUUGGAAGUGCAGGUUUUUCAGCACAGUGUACACAGUACUCUUCAACAUUGAAUUGCCAUUUAUGUUUUGCGCAUGUCCUCUGACUCCACUUCUGGCCAGCAUGCAAGGCACACAACCUGUGGUCAGUAUAAACCACAACUACACUCUCCUGGAAUUGUAGUAGCUGUCACAAUCACUAAACUGUAUUGAUAAAAGCUUUGAUGAUGAGACUGUCGUCUUGUGUUUGGUGUUUCUAGUAAACUUUUGUAUCUGAUCUAAGAAAAACCUGCAUAGACCACGCUUAGUGUAUGUAGUGAGGCAGUAAAUAACGGGAUCUUGCACCAGAUUCAUCCACAAUCAACAGUGGUGUUACACAGCACAGUUGCACUAAUAGGUAUAAUUUCUUCUCAAGAUUGUAGCAUUAGAACACCAUAUGCAAUUAACUCGGGAACAUUUGCUCUUUCAGCUGUAGGCUACCAACAGAGAGAUUGUGCUUUGUGCAUGCUAUAUAGAACUUUACACUAACCAUGCCAUAUUACAUCCUGUAAAACUAUGAAAGAGGCACCACAGCUGCGACCAUAUUCUGAAUGGGAUUGCCCUUUACCUUUUGACUGAGCUGCUCAUUACAUUACAUUAAAUUAAUACUUAUUCCAUAGUUCAUGAAUACUACAUUUAAUAGUGGAAUGUUAUUGUUACAGUUUUUUUUACAGUUACUACUUCAUAUGCAAAAAUCAUAUCAAAAAAUUCAAAUGUUGUUUGGCUAUCAGACUUUUAAUGCUAUUAGGUAAAUGAACAAAGAUUUUUGUGGCAGUGUAAUUCACCCCUUUUCAUCCCAAAGUCAGAUAUAACCCACAAUAGUGAAGAUCAUACUUUAUUUUACUGUUAUAGCUAUGCACUUUGCUGUUAUUUUUGAAUUGGGAUGAAUUAUUAACAACAAAAAAAUUCAUAAGUGAAUAUUUGUUUAGUGAAGGUUCUGUGAAUAUCCUGAGUUCCUUAAAUAAAGGUCUGCAAGCUGAUCUUAGAUGGACUGCAGGCAUUAUUCUGAUUUGCACUUCUGUGCGAUGAAUACUUUCUCUCUUAAUGAUGAAUUACCGCAAAAUGUGACAGCAUAUGAAAGCAGUGAAUGAAAAUAGGCAUAGUAAGCUAAUUUACUGGUACGCCUACCACCAAAAUUUGCAAUAACCCUAAUAGCAUAAGUUCGAAGCCUAAAAACGAGUUACCCCCACAAGUUUGUGCCUGCUCCCCCACCCACCCCCCCCCCCUCAAGAUUUUGCUUUUCACCCCUUUGCUAUUCAGAUGCUGGCCAUGCCUUGUAAAGUCCCACCUACCAAUGCUUCAACAGGAACCAAACCUAUGCCUGACUAUGUAGUUGCCUGAAGCAGAUGAUCUAGCUGCAUAUUGACCCUCCUGACGGAGCUGUUCAGUUGGGCCAUCAUACUGCAUAUAAGCAGGAACCAAGUCAACAUUAGUAUCAUUCAUUGCAGAUGGUAUUGGUACCUGUUAUCUAAUUUUUCCACAAGGUCUGGCCCAUGCCUCUCCCAUAGUUGCUAGUUAGCAGGACUUUCCUCCUAUGUUCUACUAUUUUUAUUUAUUUAUUUUUGAAACAGUUGGUUUCCUGGUGGAAGUGUUGAUAUAUCCUCUGUCCAGAUUUAAUUGUAAGGAUUUCUGUUAACUAUGUAAUUUUAUUAUGAAAUAUAAAAAAAAAGUUUCUUAACUGAUUAUUCGUGUUGUAUUGGGAUUGGCUGACAGUAAAGCUUUUGUUUUUCAUAAUGAGUUGCAGAGAAAGAAUGAUGAUGUAUAGCAUCUCAUGAGAUAAAUCACUAAGUAAUCCUGUCACAUAAGUAGAAUAGUGUUUAACUUAAGGAAUGUAAAUGUCACCUAGAAGCAUUGUCAUAUCCUUUAUUUCCAGUUGAGUACAAAGAUAAAUUACCCACUAUUUCCAAAUGUUUCACAUCUUUUUGUUGAAUUGUACAUAUGUCCUUGUCUUGUUGUAUAUGUCUGUUCAAGGUUUUUCCUUUAGCUGGUGUCUGUCUAUAAUAAUGUGGGUUCAUGUACAACAUGAUGGUUGUCAUAUAUUUAUACUCUUUUUGAUUUUUGGGAAUGACUGGUGUAAUGUUUCCCUCUGUUUCUUAAGAUAUGUUUUCUUAUGUUUAUGAAAGAUUUCAAGCAUUUUUGUUACUUAUGUAUGUAAUGGAAAUGUGUCCUGA
Molecule: messenger RNA, 4342 nt
Organism: Schistocerca serialis cubense
Lineage: Eukaryota; Metazoa; Arthropoda; Insecta; Orthoptera; Acrididae
Exons: 4
Coding region: 656-2071 (471 amino acids)
Molecular function (GO): zinc ion binding
Source: RefSeq, a predicted model, not a curated record